CCUGUUAGCCUCUGCUCCACGCCAUCCCCUUGUCCUUGGGUGGUCACCAGCACGGGCUUCGCCGGACAGAUACGACUAUUGCUCUGGAAGAACUGGACCCUGCGGAAAAGGCAAAAGAUUCGCUUUGUGGUGGAACUCGUAUGGCCUUUAUCUUUGUUUCUGGUCUUGAUCUGGUUGAGGAAUGCCAACCCGCUCUACAGUCAUCAUGAAUGUCAUUUUCCCAACAAGGCGAUGCCCUCAGCAGGAAUGUUGCCAUGGCUCCAGGGGAUUUUCUGCAAUGUGAACAAUCCUUGUUUUCAAAGCCCCACCCCAGGAGAAUCUCCAGGAAUUGUGUCAAACUACAACAACUCCAUCUUGGCAAGAGUGUAUCGAGAUUUUCAAGAACUCCUCAUGAAUGCACCAGAAAGCCAGCACUUUGGCCAGAUUUGGAUAGAGCUCCGCACCUUAUCCCAGCUCAUGGACACCCUGCGGACUCACCCUGAAAGAAUUGCAGGACGAGGAAUACGCAUUCGGGAUAUCCUGAAAGAUGAAGAGACACUGACUCUAUUUCUUAUUAAAAACAUUGGCCUGUCCAGCUCAGUUGUCCACCUGCUGGUCAACUCCCAAGUCCGUGUGGAACAGUUUGCUCACGGAGUUCCAGACCUGGUGCUGAAGGACAUCGCCUGCAAUGAAGUACUCCUAGAGCGCUUCAUCAUCUUUGGCCAGCGUCAUGGGGCAUGGGCUGUGCGUGACGCCCUGUGUUCCCUCUCCCAGGGGACCCUACAGUGGAUAGAAGACACUUUGUAUGCCAAUGUGGACUUCUUCAAGCUCUUCCAUGUGCUUCCUACACUCCUAGACAGCAAUUCUCAAGGCAUCAACCUGAGAUCCUGGGGAAAAAUAGUAUCUGAUCUAUCUCCAAGAAUUCAAGGAUUUAUCCAUCAGCCAAGUGUUCAAGACCAGCUGUGGGUGACCAGACCUCUCCUGCAAAAUGGUGGUCCACAGACCUUCACACAGCUGAUGAGCAUCCCGUCGGACCUUCUGUGUGGGUACCCAGAGGGAGGGGGCUCUCGGGUGUUCUCCUUCAACUGGUAUGAAGACAAUAACUACAAGGCCUUCCUAGGGAUCGACUCUACCAGGAAAGAUCCUCUCUAUUCUUAUGACAAAGGAACAACCGCCUUUUGUAAUGCAUUGAUCCAGAGCCUGGAGUCAAACCCUUUAACCAAAAUAGCCUGGAGGGCAGCGAAGCCCUUACUGAUGGGAAAAAUCAUCUUUACUCCUGACUCCCCUGCAGCCCAAAGGAUACUAAAGAACGCCAACUCAACUUUUGAAGAACUAGCACGUCUCAGGAAGCUGGUCAAAGCCUGGGAGGAAGUAGGACCCCAGAUCUGGUAUUUCUUUGAAAGCAGCACACAGAUGACUAUGAUCAGAGACACCCUGGAACACCCAACUGUAAAAGACUUUUUGAAUAGACAUGUUGGUGAAGAAGGUAUCACUGCUGAGAUCCUGCUGAACUUCCUCUAUAAGGGUCCUCCAGAGAAUCGGGCUGAUGGUAUGACCAACUUUGACUGGAGAGACAUAUUUAAUAUCACUGACCGUUCCCUCCGCCUGGUUAAUCAGCACCUGGAGUGCCUGGUCCUGGAUAAGUUUGAAAGCUAUGAUGAUGAAAUUCAGAUCACCCAAAGAGCCCUCUCCCUGCUGGAGGAAAACAGAUUCUGGGCUGCUGUGGUAUUCCCCGACAUGUAUCCCUGGACCAGCUCCCUACCACCCCAUGUGAAGUACAAGAUCCGGAUGGAUAUAGAUGUAGUGGAGAAAACCAAUAAGAUCAAAGACAGGUACUGGGAUUCUGGCCCCAGGGCAGAUCCUGUGGAAGAUUUCCGGUACAUCUGGGGAGGCUUUGCCUAUCUGCAGGACAUGGUUGAGCAGGGGAUCACAAGGAGUCAGGCCCAGGUGGAAGUUCCAGUAGGAGUCUAUCUCCAGCAAAUGCCUUACCCCUGCUUCGUAGAUGACUCUUUUAUGAUCAUCCUGAACCGCUGUUUCCCUAUCUUCAUGGUGCUGGCAUGGAUCUACUCCGUCUCCAUGACUGUAAAGGGCAUCGUUUUGGAAAAGGAGUUGAGGCUGAAGGAAACAUUGAAAAACCAGGGUGUCUCCAAUGCAGUGAUUUGGUGUACCUGGUUCCUGGACAGCUUCUCUAUCAUGUCCAUGAGCAUCUUUCUCCUGAUGAUAUUCAUCAUGGUAAGCCAAAUGGAAAAGUGCUUCCUGCUCAGCACCUUCUUCUCCAAGGCCAGCCUGGCAGCAGCCUGCAGUGGCGUCAUCUACUUCACCCUCUAUUUGCCGCACAUCCUGUGCUUUGCCUGGCAGGACCGAAUGACCGCAGAGCUGAAGAAGGCUGUGGUGAGAGCCUGGGGCUCACCCUGGCAUUAUUGCCUUUGGAGGGUCUGUGGCAGCCCAGCCUGCUCUCUGAGAAAGUCUGCUUUACCUUUUGGCUCCAAAGAACAUAAGACUAAAAGCUGGCUUCUGGUUGGUGCAGGGUGUUCAACCAGAGAAGAGAGGGCCCUGGAAAAGACUGAACCCAUAACAGAGGAAAUGGAGGAUCCAGACCACCCAGGAGGAAAGAAUGACUCCUUCUUUGAACGUGAGCUUCCAGGGCUGGUUCCUGGGGUAUGUGUGAAGAAUCUGGUAAAGAUCUUUGAGCCUGGAACCCGACCAGCAGUGGACCGUCUAAACAUCACCUUCUAUGAGAACCAGAUCACCGCCUUCCUAGGUCACAAUGGAGCAGGGAAAACCACCACCUUGUCCAUCUUGACAGGUCUAUUGCCGGCGACAUCAGGGACUGUGCUCAUUGCGGGAAAGGACAUUGAAACAAGCCUGGAUGCAAUCCGUCAGAGCCUCGGCAUGUGUCCACAGCACAACAUCCUGUUCCACCACCUCACAGUGGCUGAGCACAUCCUCUUCUAUGCCCAGCUGAAAGGCAAGUCCUGGGAGGAGGCCCAGCUGGGGAUGGAAGCCAUGUUAGAGGAUACAGGCCUCCACCACAAGAGGAAUGAAGAAGCACAGGAUCUUUCAGGUGCUUGGUGUUGGAAGGUGACAGGGCCAAGGAUGGCACAUCCAUUGCUUCUCAGUGCACCUAGGAGGCCAGGAUUGGGGAAACUGGAGGAAUUGGGAAUAGAGUUGAACUCAAUCUUUUUUCAUGUGCUAGGCGAUGUGAACGAGCUGAUGGAUGUGGUUUGCCACCAUGUUCCAGAGGCAAAGCUGGUGGAAUGCAUUGGUCAGGAACUCAUCUUCCUACUUCCAAAUAAGAAUUUCAAGCAGAGAGCAUACGCCAGCCUUUUCAGGGAGCUGGAGGAGACGCUGGCUGACCUGGGGCUCAGCAGUUUCGGCAUUUCUGACACUCCCCUGGAAGAGAUUUUUCUGAAGGUCACAGAAGAUUCUGAUUCAGGACCUCUGUUUGCUGAUGGCACUCAGACAAAAAGGGAACAUGCCAGCAUGCGACAUCCCUGUUUGGUUCCUAGUGAGAAGGCCCAGCAGGCUGCCCAGAGCUCCAGCACCUGCUCCCCAGUGCAGCCUCCCCUGGAGCCACAAGACAGGGGCACAGUGCUCAACACUGGUCUGCGGCUAGUCCUCCAGCACGUUCAGGCGCUGCUGAUCAAGCGGUUCCACCACGCCACUCGCAGCCGAAAGGACUUCCUGGCCCAGAUGGUGCUCCCAGCCACUUUUGUGUUCUUGGCUCUUGUGCUUUCCAUCAUUGUGCCUCCUUUUGGUGAAUACCCUGCCUUGACCCUCCACCCCUGGAUAUAUGGGCAGCAGUACACCUUCUUCAGCAUGGAUGAGCCUGGCAGCAAGCAUCUUCAGGUACUGGCAGACGUCCUCCUGAACAAGCCAGGUUUUGGCAACCGCUGCCUGAAGGAAGAGUGGCUUCUGGAAUACCCGUGUGGCAAUUCAACCCCCUGGAAGACUCCCUCAGUGUCCCCGAACAUCACCCACCUGUUCCAGAAGCAAAAAUGGACACCAGCCAAUCCCUCACCCUCCUGCCAGUGCAGCACCAGAGAGAAGCUCACCAUGCUACCUGAGUGCCCCGAGGGUGCCGGGGGGCUCCCACCCCCACAGAGAAUACAGCGCAGCACUGAAAUCCUACAAAACCUUACGAACAGGAACAUUUCCGACUACUUGGUAAAAACGUAUCCAGAUCUUAUAAGAAACAGGUUAUCAUCUGUUAUCAAUGCCCUUGAAAACGCCCAUGAACUCUUAAGUUCCUUGCUUGGAUCUGAGGAUUCCUUGUUGCCUUGUAGAUAUGGAGGAAUUUCCAUUGGAGGAAAACUCCCAGUGCUCCUCAUCACUGGGGAAGAUCUUGUUGGAUUUUUAAGUGAACUUGGCCAGAUGAUGAAUGUGAGCGGGGGCCCUGUCACCAGAGAGGCCUCUAAAGAAAUGUCUGAUUUCCUUAAAUAUCUUGAAACUGAAGACAACAUUAAGGUGUGGUUUAACAACAAAGGCUGGCAUGCCCUGGUCAGCUUUUUGAAUGUGGCCCACAAUGCCAUCUUGCGGGCCAGUCUGCACAAGGACAGGAACCCCGAGGAGCAUGGAAUCACCGUCAUCAGCCAGCCACUGAACCUCACAAAGGAGCAGCUCUCUGAGAUCACAGUCCUGGAACUGUUUAGACAGAUGAAGUCAACCCCAGACCCUAAGAUCUGGAGGAUCCUGGUUCCAUCCCUCAUUGUACAGACCAUGAAACAGGUCCUAGUUGUUCAUGACUUGCUAUCUUCUCUGUUCAAGAUAAAUUAUGCAGUGAGUGCAGGACUGGUGGUGGGCAUCUUCGUGGGGUUUCAGAAGAAAGCCUACACAUCCCCAAGCAAUCUUCCUGCCCUUGUUGCUCUGCUCAUGCUGUAUGGAUGGGCAGUCAUUCCCAUGAUGUACCCAGCAUCCUUCCUGUUUGACGUCCCCAGCACAGCCUAUGUGGCUUUGUCUUGUGCUAAUCUAUUCAUCGGCAUCAACAGCAGUGCCAUCACCUUCAUCUUGGAAUUAUUUGAGAGUAACCGGACGCUACUCAGGUUCAACGCCAUGCUGAGGAAGCUGCUCAUUAUCUUCCCCCACUUCUGCCUGGGCCGGGGCCUCAUUGACCUGGCUCUGAGUCAGGCUGUGACGGACGUCUAUGCCCGGUUUGGUGAGGAGCACUCCCCAAAUCCAUUCCAGUGGGACCUGAUUGGGAAGAACCUGAUUGCCAUGGCAGCAGAAGGGGUGGUGUACUUCCUCUUGAACCUCCUCGUCCAGAAACACUUCUUCUUCACCAGAUGGAUUGCCGAGCCCCCCAGGGAGCCUAUUGUUGAUGAAGAUGAUGAUGUGGCUGAAGAGAGACAAAGAAUUACUAGUGGUGGAGAUAAAACUGAUAUCUUAAGGCUAAAUCAACUCACCAAGGUUUAUUCAGGCUCCUCCAGCCCAGCAGUGGACAGGCUAUGUGUUGGAAUCCGUCCUGGUGAGUGCUUUGGUCUCCUGGGAGUGAAUGGUGCAGGCAAAACAACCACAUUCAAGAUGCUCACAGGGGAUACCACAGUAACAUCAGGCGAUGCCACUAUAGCAGGCAAGAGUAUUUUAACCAAUAUUUCUGAAGUCCAUCAAAAUAUGGGCUACUGUCCUCAGUUUGAUGCAGUUGAUGACCUGCUCACGGGCCGAGAACACCUCUACCUUUAUGCCCGGCUUCGGGGUGUACCAGCAAAAGAAAUUGAGAAGGUUGCAAACUGGAGCAUCCAGAGCCUGGGCCUGUCUCUCUAUGCUGAUCGUUUGGUGGGCACAUACAGUGGGGGCAAUAAGCGGAAGCUCUCCACAGCCAUGGCACUCAUCGGCUGCCCACCUCUGGUGUUGCUGGAUGAGCCCACCACCGGAAUGGAUCCUCAGGCGCGACGCAUGCUGUGGAACACCAUUGUGAGCAUCCUCAGAGAAGGGAGAGCCGUGGUCCUCACCUCUCACAGCAUGGAGGAGUGUGAGGCACUGUGUACCCGGCUAGCCAUCAUGGUGAAGGGCACCUUUCAGUGUCUGGGCACCAUUCAGCACCUCAAAUACAAGUUUGGAGAUGGCUACAUUGUCACAAUGAAAAUCAAAUCCCCAAAGGAUGACUUGCUUCCUGACCUGAAUCCCGUGGAACAGUUCUUCCAGGGGAACUUCCCUGGCAGUGUGCAGAGGGAGAGGCAUUACAACAUGCUCCAGUUCCAGGUCUCUUCCUCCUCCCUGGCCAGGAUCUUCCAGCUGCUCCUCUCCCACAAAGACAGCCUAUUCAUCGAGGAGUACUCAGUCACACAGACCACACUGGAUCAGGUGUUUGUGAACUUUGCUAAUAAACAGCAGACGGAACCUCAUGACCUUCCUUUGCAUCCUCGAGCUGCUGGAGCCAGCCAAAAAGCCAAGGCCUGAUAUCCUUCAGCACUGCUCUUCCCUACGGCUGAAAGGAACGCGGGACUGCAGGAGCCUUUGCCCAUGUGGUCAUCCAAAAGAAACUGAACCACUAAGCAGCAAACAAACAUACAAGGAGCACAGUGAACUCAGGAGGAGGCUCUUUCAGAAGGAAACCAGAGGGAUAGUUCACCUGCAACACCUGAGGGUGAAACUGACCCCACCAAACAAUAGAAUAACCUUUCCAUCCAGACCAUGGGAGUAGAAUCCCAGUCCAACCUGCCAUACCUUUAGCCUCAAUAUCACUCUUAUUUCAAGUGAAUCUGCUUCUGUGUAUGUGUGGUGUGUGGAUGGUGAGUUAAGUUUAAUUUUCAAGGAGAAAUAAAAUGCAGUCUAAUCACAAAUCACCCUA
Messenger RNA from Ictidomys tridecemlineatus (thirteen-lined ground squirrel), 6766 nucleotides. NCBI's taxonomy places the organism in Eukaryota, Metazoa, Chordata, Mammalia, Rodentia, Sciuridae. The record is from RefSeq and is a predicted model, not a curated record.